Messenger RNA from Oncorhynchus keta (chum salmon), 856 nucleotides. RefSeq lists its product as uncharacterized. The transcript has 3 exons. The annotation marks the transcript as partial. Lineage: Eukaryota; Metazoa; Chordata; Actinopteri; Salmoniformes; Salmonidae. The record is from RefSeq and is a predicted model, not a curated record.
AAAGCCCCCCUUCACGACCUUCCAGAAAGCCUCUCACCCUUCCAGAAAGCCCCCUCGACCUUCCAGAAAGCCCCCCCUCGACCCUUCCAGAAAGCCCCCCUUCGACCUUCCAGAAAGCCCCUUCGCACCCUUCCAGAAAGCCCCCUUCACCCUUCCCGAAAGCUCCCCUAAAGCCCUUCGACCCUUCCAGAAAGCUCCCCUGACCCUUCCAGAAAGCCCCUUCUACCUUCCAGAAAGCCCCCCUUCUAAUUCGACCCUUCCAAAGCCCCCUGGGCCCUUCCAGAAAGGCCUGGAGCCCUUCAAAAGCCCCUCGACCUUCCAAAGCCUUCUUCGACCCUUCCAGAAAGCCCCCGACCCUUCCAGAAAGCCCCCUCGACCCUUCCAGAAAGCCCCUUCGACCCUUCCAGAAAGCCCCACUGGCCCCCUUCGACCCUUCCAGAAAGCCCCUUCGACCUUCCAGAGCCCCCUCCUUCCCAAAGCCCCCCUUGACCCUUCCAGAAAGCCCUCUUCGACCCUUCCAGAAAGCCCCUUCGACCCUUCCAGAAAGCCCUACCCCUUCGACCUUCCACAGAAGCUCCUUCACCCUUCCAGAAAGCUCUCUUCUGACCUCUUCCAGAAAUUUGACCCCUUCCAGAAUCAGCCCCUUCUACCUUCCGCAAAGCCCCCUCGACCUUCCAAAGCCCCUUCUACCCUUCCAAAGCUCUCCCUUCGACUCCUUCCAAGCCCCCCUCCACCCCUUCCAAAGCCCCCCUCGACCCUUCCAGCAAAGCCCCCCUCUACCUUCCAAGCCCCCUUCGACCCUUCAGAAAGCAACCCCUUGACCCUGACUGAUGAAAACGUUCUAGGGUCCUUGUAA